Messenger RNA from Hippocampus zosterae (dwarf seahorse), 4474 nucleotides. It is a transcript of the gene pard3ba, whose product is annotated as par-3 family cell polarity regulator beta a. Gene Ontology annotation, biological process: intracellular protein localization; microtubule cytoskeleton organization; cell adhesion. The transcript is spliced from 24 exons. Gene Ontology annotation, cellular component: adherens junction; apical junction complex; cell cortex. Gene Ontology annotation, molecular function: phosphatidylinositol binding; protein binding. The record is from RefSeq and is a predicted model, not a curated record. NCBI's taxonomy places the organism in Eukaryota, Metazoa, Chordata, Actinopteri, Syngnathiformes, Syngnathidae. The coding region runs from base 337 to 3990 and encodes 1217 amino acids.
UUUCCUGCAUCGCCUGAGCCGCUGUGAUUUCUUCCGGGUUUGAGACUUGUUUGUUUUGAUUGGGUGUAUCGGCCCAACAUUACAGAACGUGUGCAGCUGUGACCGCGUUUGUGAUCCGCACGCGGCGAGGCGGCUGACGGGACGAUGUUUCGUGUGCACUUCCACACUUGUGCGGCCCGGUGAAAGCGGCGAAGGGACCCGUAGGGUUGAAUCUAUCCGGACUCGAGACACCUGUUGCUUCAACUUUGGACGCGGAAGGAACACAGGCUGGCCCUCCAACGGACGUUUCCCAUCCCCUGUAUCUGAUAUUUCCAAGAGUACAUUUCUUUCGCAAUUAUGAAGGUCACGGUGACUUUUGGGGACACAGCCGUGGUGGUUCCGUGUAAACCCGAAUGGACUGUCCGGGAUUUAAUCGACCAGUCCACGCGAAGAUACCGUAGGAUUUUUGAUCAGCAUGGGAGUGCCAUUAAAACCCUUCACCUGGAGUACACAGAUGGAGGCAUCCUGGAUAUGGAUGACCUGCUGACGGACCUAGUGGAUGAUAAGGACAAGCUGGUGGCGCUGUUUGAAGUGCAGCGUGGGAUGGCAGACAGCCCCAGGGAGAGCAUCUCGAAUGGCGAUUCCAGUGAUGCACCCAGUCCAGAGCCCCUGAGAUACUAUUCAAACACGCAGCUCCAGGAGCCAAUCAGAGGAGAGAUCGAAGUUAACGAGGCCGUUCUCAAAGCCAGCACGCCCCUUUUGGUGAGGAGCAGCAGUGACUCAGUAUUGGCUCCACCCGUUGAGAUGAGCACGACAUCAACACGUUAUGAUCGAACCAAUGAAGCCUCCAAAAUGGAAAUCAACCAUGCGCUGAAGGGAGGUCCCAAAAAUCUCACCAAGAUGAACCAGAUUACAUUUAGCGCUCUCACAAGGACGGUCAACUUGCUGGGGGAUCGCGGGCCCCUGGGUAUCGAAGUCAUGCCCUACUGCUCCUCUCUCAGUGGAAGGAUGUUGGGCCUCCACAUUAAAAACAUUGAGGACACCAGUCGCACCAAGAUAGAGAAUAUUUUCCAAGAGGAUGAAUGUAUCGUCCAAAUUAAUGGGAUAAGCCUCCAGGACAAGCCCUUUGCAGAUUCACAGGAAGUGUUCCGCCAGGCUUUGUCAUCCCCUUCUAUGCAGUUGGAAGUUGUCCCUGUUGCCAACAAACCACGCUACGAGAAGGGCCUGAUCGGUCACCUCUUCAGUGGCGACAGCAAAGACUUGAAAGUGAAGAGUCCAGUUGUGGCUCGUGAUAAAAUAGAUCUCCAACCCAUGGCCAAACAAGAUCCCAAACCCAAAGAAAGCUUAAGACAUCAAACUACAGGUGCCAAAACACCAGAGCCAACUCUGCUUAACCCAACGGCAACUCCUGUGAACCCACUUUCAGCAGAUUCUCAGUAUGGCAACUCCCAGUCAGAAAUAAUUUCUCCCACACCUCAAGUACCACCAAAAGCUAGCAUUUCCCCCCCAUGGAGCCGCAGGCAGAGCCCUCCGGCCAGUCAGAGAUCCGGUGUGCCGGGCCCAGCCAACCUUACAAACAAGAAAAGUGGCAAGAGAAUCAAAAUCGACCUGACGAAAGGUGCAGAAGGUCUGGGCUUCACUGUGGUCACUCGGGACUCGACUUCUAGUGGGCCUGGACCAAUUCUGGUGAAGAAUAUACUGCAGCGCGGUGCAGCAAUCAAAGAUGGGCGCCUGCAGCCCGGUGACCGCAUCCUUGAGGUGAACGGAAUGGACAUGACGGGCCGCAGCCAAGAGGAACUUGUGGCCAUGCUGCGCAGUACCAAACAGGGAGAAAGUGUUUGUGUGAUAGUGGCCCGACAGGAGGACGUCUUCCUGCCACGGGAACUGAAAGGUGAAGAUGCUGGAAAUCUGGUGUUGGAGGACGGCAGGGAGCAGCUGAUGUAUGAAGUGCCACUGAACGAGACGGGUUCCGCCGGCCUUGGAGUCAGCUUGAAGGGCAACAAGUCUAGAGAGACUGGCGAGGACUUGGGCAUUUUCAUCAAGUCCAUAAUCCAUGGAGGCGCUGCCUACAAGGACGGCCGGCUGAGAGUAAAUGACCAGCUGAUUGCGGUCAAUGGUGAAGCGCUGCUUGGACUGUCCAACCAUGCCGCCAUGGAGACGCUGAGGCGCUCCAUGUCGUCGGAGGGCAACGCCCGGGGCACCAUCCAGCUUGUGGUGCUGCGAGCAUCCAGAGUUGAGGGACAGUCCAAUGCCAUGAACGCCGCCACCAAUCGAGCCACCCUUCAUCAGUCUUCCGACAAUCAGGAGCCUCAGCGCCACCGGGCCUACCAGGAGGCUUCUCGACCCUCUGGGCUCAACGGCGGCAGUCUCGCUGACAAGUAUUUGUAUGGUGGGGCCGGCAAUGGUCCAUAUCCUGAUGCAACCACCAAUGGCAACCAUAGUCUCUAUGGCAACAAUCAGGAAGAUUCCAAGGAAGGUUUCCACCAGGCGCCUUCCAUGGGUACAAGGAAGGAAAUGAGUCGAGACCCAGCUGUCAUUCUCUCUCACUUCAGGGAGCGUUUCCCGGAUGCCCGAAAGGCCAGCUACAGAGACAGCAAAACUCGAAAUCGAGAAUCCAAAAGCAUGGACAUGGUGGCGGAUGAGAGUAAUGUGAGAUCGCUGGCCGGACAUAGAAAGGAGCCCGCUGCUGGUGGAGCACUGGGCCCAACCCUUGGCCUGUGGAAGUCCAGCUCCCUCGAAAGUCUCCAGUCAGCCAUGUCGGAGGUCCAGCAGAAUGACAUAAAGGCCCAGGUCCCAUUUCACCGGCCACGGCCACACAUGGUGCGGGGACGCGGUUGCAACCAAAGUUUCCGUAUUGCCAUUGACAAGUCUUAUGAAGGACCUUCUGAAGAUGAUGACUACCCAUCUGAUUUGAGCUCCGGUCAUGAAACACCGGUCAGCAGCUCCUCACGCCAGGACCUGGAUGUUGAAGAUUUGAAAAUGCAGAAAAAAGUCAGCGGGAGGAAGCAAGCGAAAAAGAGCAAAGGGAAGAAGAGAAGUGAGGAUGCUACAGAUGAUAUGGAGAAGAAGUCCAGAAAAAAAGGUUUUGCACUUUUGAGGUUUGGGAAGAAGAAAGAUGACAAGAGCAAAGAUGCAGCAAAAGUGGCCAAAAACAAACUGGAAGCCUGGAGUGAGGAGGAGUUUGACAGGUUUCCUGACAUCAGAGAGAGAAACUAUGAUUCCCGGUAUGCUGAAAUCGACGUUGGCCAGCUCACCCCCGGCCCACGCUCCCUCCCUGAUGUGGCGGACGAUGACAAUGACCCCAACUACGCCCAGGUUAGCAACUUCCUCCAGCCAAGUUCGCUGCCGCUGAUGGGCCGUACACCUUCUCCUGCAACUCCCGUCAACGUGGAGACUAAACAGCCUCAUGGCUCUGCUGAUGAGUUGGAGGGUCUCUAUGCCAAGGUCAACAAGUCCAGGCAACAACCUGCACAAAGGGAUGAGUGGUCCCAGGGGAUGCGGCGGGAGUACCCUCGGGCUGCUCCAGGCUAUGAGGAGUUGGACACGGCGCGACGUAGAGUGCUGGAGAACGACCCGCAGCGGGUGGCACCCAGAAGUGACGAAUCCCGACAUUUGCACCUGUACGAGGAAUUGGACGGUCCCACACACGCUAGGAGGGACCCAUAUGAUUACCCGAGCCACUCCAGAUCUGCGCACAGAAAGCCCGUUCACUACCAAGAUCGCCACCGUGACAAAAGUCCGUCCGUCCAUCAGCCGGCGUCCUCCAGCCAACGUCACUACACAUCAUCUCCCCAUGCCGGACAGCAGUACCGUGCGGUCACGGGCCAGGACGCUCUUCCGUCCCCCGCGACCGGCCGCAAAGAACGCCACUACUAUGAGGCUGUAGGUAACGGGGGGGAUGGCUACCGGCAGGGCAGCCCAGGUCGUUACGCCAGCCCGGACCGCUAUGGCUACAGCGAAGACAGGCAGCCUGAUCCAAGACGGAAGAACCCUAUGAUAGGUGCUGUUUAAAUGAAAGUGUGUGUGUGUGCGUGUGUGUUGUUUUUUCCGUCUGUGAAUUAUUACCUGGAGAAACCAAACAGACUGCGCUGUACACUUACAAGCAUGUAGUUGUAUUUAAAAUCUUGUAAAUUGUAAAAUCUCGAGUAUUUAAGUGAAUGACGUAUAGAGCAAACUGUGCAGCAUUUUUGCAUCAAAUAUCUUUUUUUUUUUUUGUUCCUGACAAACUGGGCUUUACUGGGCAGGAGGAAGAGCACGAGCUCACCUCGACUCGCAGGAUGUCAGAAUCACAAUACAGGAAAAGGAAAUGAUUUCUUCUGCACGUAUUGCAAAUGAAAUGACUUCUUUGUCGUGAAAUUUUGAGGCGUUUCCAAUGAAAUGUAAAACGGUUGCUCAAGUGUCGACUGUAAAUAACUUUAUCCGCUGUACCUCUGUCAGUUGAUUUAACACGUUAAUUUUUAUACAAACAUUUUGCAUUAAUAAAUGUGGAAAUUCA